Phycomyces blakesleeanus NRRL 1555(-) is the source of this 904-nucleotide messenger RNA. RefSeq lists its product as hypothetical. Gene Ontology annotation, molecular function: translation initiation factor activity. The coding region runs from base 9 to 722 and encodes 237 amino acids. NCBI's taxonomy places the organism in Eukaryota, Fungi, Mucoromycota, Mucoromycetes, Mucorales, Phycomycetaceae. Gene Ontology annotation, cellular component: cytoplasm; eukaryotic translation initiation factor 3 complex. The record is from RefSeq and is a predicted model, not a curated record. The transcript is spliced from 5 exons.
CUACAGCCAUGAGUGAUUGGGAGGAAGAAAACGAUAUUGAAGUCUCCAUUCCUGUGAGCAAGAAGUGGGAUGACGAAGAUGUUGAGGAAGAUGUCAAAGAUUCCUGGGAAGAUUCUGAUGAGGAAGCCAAGCCUGAGCAACCCGCGGUUGUGAAGAAGAAGGUUCCUCUUGCUCAGAAGAUUGCUGAGAAGAAGAUUGCCGAAGAAGAGAGAAAGAAGGAGUUGGACGCCAAGAAGGCUGCUUUGGCCAAGGCAUUGGAGGAAGAGACUGAAGAGGAUGCGUUUGAUCGUAAGCAGCGUAUGCGCCAAUUGGAGAUUGAUGCCGACUUGAACAAUGCCACCGAUCUGUUCUCUGGCGUAUCUGUAUCCAAGGAUAAGGCUGAGGCUCCUAUUGAGGAUAUGAAGCCCAAGACUCGUGUUGAGUUUGAGCAGUACCAAAAGCGACUUUCAGCUAUGAUUGUUGCCAACUCUAAAAGCAUUAACUAUGCCAACUUUGUCGAUCAACUGGUCCGUGAGUUGUGUGUCCCUAUGAAGGACAUGGACGUGCGCAAGGCUGCUUCUAGUUUGACUGCCAUGGCCAAUGACAAGCAGAGAGCUGCUAAGGAAGCUACCAAGACCAAGAAGAAGGGCAAGCCCCAGCUUACUGGAGCUGGUAAGACUGGUGUCCGUGAUGACAUGAACACCUUUGAGAGCAACUACGAUGAUUUUGAUGACUUUAUGUGAACAACCAAAAACAAAAAAGAUUAAAAAAGCAUGAAAACUAAAACCAAGAAGUAUAUGUAUAAAAAAUAUUUUUUUUUAAAAAAAAUAAUGAUAAUAAUAAUAAUGAGAAGAAGAGGAUUGUUUUAUAUUGAAGCUGCUCGCUCUGUACAUCAAUAAAUAAUUAAGUAGAUUUGUAACCUUCC